GUCCUAUGACACGCGGCCUCGUUCCGCUCGAGGCCGAAUCUGGCUUACUUUUCUGGUUUUUGCGGGUGAUCCAGAAAUCACAUAAAUUAAAAAUCACGAUCACGGAAAAGAAGUGCUAAAAGUUCCUAGUCAAACUGCUUCUUGAUGCCGCGCAAGGCUCCUGCCAGGACUGCUAGAUCGUGAUGAGAAAGUUUCACCGUUUCUUGACCACCGUCGUUGCUUUCUUCAUCCUUUACGGUGUUUAUCGCUACUCGUUCCCUACCGAUAGCGAUGGAAACUAUCUGUUCCUGUUACCGAAAGAAAACGCUGCGGACCGUGUGCCAUCUACGAACGAACAGCAGCUAGGCGCCGUUGAUCUGGGAGAACAUCCGAUCAAUCUUACGCGACUGUCGAAUCUCAGCUCAUUCCAAUACCGAAUCUCGAACGAUCUGUGCAAGGAGAACAACAGCUACUCGGAGCUGUUGGGUGUGAUUCUCGUCACUUCCUACGUUGGCCACGAUGAGGUACGGUCGGCACAUCGGCAAGCCAUAUCGCAGCAGAAGCUGCUGUCCAUGGGAUUGCUGCGUAUCUUUUCGCUAGCGACCAUUCCGUCGACGGAGCGCUUCAUUCGACAGUCUGCUAUCGAAGCCGAACAGCGGCUGCAUGGUGAUCUAAUACAGGGAAACUUUAUCGAAGCAUAUCGAAAUCUCACCUACAAACACCUGAUGAGUCUGCAAUGGGCAACGCACAGCUGCCGCGGGGCAAAGUACAUCAUCAAGAUGGACGAUGAUAUCGUGUUCGAUCCGUUUUACAUUCAGAAUCAUCUGUCGGAUCUGAACCAGCGUGAUGAGCGGUACCUGCUGGCGGGUUUUGUCUUCCGCAGCAAGAAAGUGAUCCGAUUGCGUGCCAACAAGUGGUACGUGUCGCCGGCCGAGUACGAGAAAGCCGUUUAUCCUGCCUACCUUUCCGGUUGGCUUUACAUUACCAACCAACGCACGGCCCGGGCACUGGUGGCCGAAUCGCAGGAGGCGCCAUUUUUCUGGAUCGACGAUACCUUCAUCACCGGUGUGUUGUCCGAUCGAUUACAGCUACCUCUUACCAGCCUCAAUCGCUGGUUCAGUGCCAAUUCGGAGUUUUUGGAUUGCUGCAUACGCGACAUGAAACGGUACGCGUAUCAGUGCGAUUACUACGUCGGGCCCAAUGGAGGCAAUGCGAAGCUGAUCGCCGAGUUUGUCCAGGAGCUCGAACGAUGCUACGACAAUGCGUGCUAUCAGCGACCGGCGGGCAAAUCGCUUACCGCAACGUGUGUAGCGGAGUACAAAAAUCUGUUGCCAGCAGCUGACCACGGCACGGCCAUGGUUAGUCAGAUGAAACUUUAAAUUUUACCUACGCAUUUAGCAACUAAGUGAGAAACAAACAAACAUGGUUAUCAAACAAUGUGCCAACAAACAUUCCGCACUCACCUACACGUCCGUCCUUCGUACUUUGCACCUGCACUUGUAACUGAUUAAUUUUAGAUGGAACGAUAGGUAGGACAAGGAAACUGCCAUUAUUUUU
This is a messenger RNA of Anopheles aquasalis, 1536 nucleotides long. RefSeq names its product beta-1,3-galactosyltransferase 5. The record is from RefSeq and is a predicted model, not a curated record. Gene Ontology annotation, molecular function: hexosyltransferase activity. Lineage: Eukaryota; Metazoa; Arthropoda; Insecta; Diptera; Culicidae. Gene Ontology annotation, cellular component: Golgi membrane. Gene Ontology annotation, biological process: protein O-linked glycosylation.